Messenger RNA from Diatraea saccharalis (sugarcane borer), 3307 nucleotides. Lineage: Eukaryota; Metazoa; Arthropoda; Insecta; Lepidoptera; Crambidae. The record is from the annotation of a GenBank genome assembly.
AGUGACAAUGACAGCUAUUAAUAGUGUCAGGCAGUGUGCGAGGUGCUUGGAUUAUAAUACGAAAUAAAGAAUUCUUUAUUUAUUACUUAAUUGUAUUGCCUAAAGAAAAACGGCAUGAGAGGAGCCAGUACACUUAUACCAGCUCGAUUUCUGACCCUCAUUGGGCAUUUGUGUGUAGUCGUAACGUUAUUAUGGGAGAGCAAGCAGAGCGUACGUCAUUGUUUACCAAGCCAAUAUCACUCGAAUUAUAUCCAGAUUUAUCACAACCGAUUACCAAUGAGCUUCAGCAGCUAACACCAUCGAACGAUUAUAAGCCAGGAUGGUCCUUCUACUUGAUCUUGGCUGGAGUAGCGACUACGCUUGGCUUGUCCCUGCCCGUUGGAUACAAUAUAGGAGUUAUAAAUACCUCUGCUAUGUUGAUUAAGCAAUUCUGCAACGAGAGUGUGAUAGCCCAUUACGAUGUAGUCUUGGACAAGGGAUGGCUGGACAUGCUAUGGUCGACAGUCGUGUCCAUAUUCAUAAUAGGCGGUUGUACCGGUUCGCUUCUUGGUGCUGUUCUCGCCGAUUACCUCGGAAGGAAGAAGUCGAUAAUAACUGUGAGUGGGCUGUCAAUAGUGGGCGCGAUGCUUUUCGUCUUCUGUCGUGUUGCGAACUCUGUGGAGAUGCUUCUACUGGGCCGAUUAUUGGUCGGACUAGCGGCAGGUUUGACAACGAGUAUAGUGCCCAUGUACCUGACGGAACUGGCCCCGCUGAAGCUGUCAGGCACCAUGGGCAUCGCGUGUCCCAUGGGUGUCAACGUCGGUGUACUGGUGGGGCAGGUCAUGGGGCUCAACUUCUUGUUGGGCGGUGUUGAUGAUUGGCCUUAUCUAUUAUCCGUUUACGUGUUGCUAGUCAUUUUUUGUUUACCCAUGCUCUUUAUUUUACCCGAAAGUCCAAAGUAUCUAUUUGUUAUUAGGAGAGACGAAGAAAACGCUUUAAAAGCUCUUAGUAGGUUAAGGGGCGUCUCUAAUAGUGUUCUCGGUGAGGACGUGGAGUUGUUGAGGGAGGAAUCUCGUACAUCUGCGGAUGGCGAAGAGAGCUGGAGCUUGGGCAAGGUGGCAGCUGAUGGCAGACUGAGGCGAGCUCUACUAGUUGUGUGCGCUAUGCAGGCGGGGCAGCAGACCAGUGGCAUUAAUGCGGUGUUCUACUACUCGCAGACUAUAUUCGAGCGCGCGGGUCUGUCCCCGAGCAGCGGCCAGUACGCCACCAUCGGGUGCGGGGCCGUGAACGUGUGCACCGCGGCACUGAUGGUGUGGCUGAUGCCGCGCGCCGGCCGCCGCAAGUUGUUCCUGGCGUCCACCGGUGCCGCUGCGGCAUUGCUCGCGGCACUGGCGCUCUCUAUGCGGGCCAUCACGUUGGUGAGUUGGAUGCCGUACGUGUGCAUGGCGGCUGUUCUCGCGUACGUGUUGGCGUACGGGUUCGGUCUCGGACCGAUACCAUACUUCAUUGCAUCGGAGAUGUUCGAGGUGGGUCCGCGUCCGGGCGCGAUGGCGUGGGGCUCGUUGUCCAACUGGGGCGGGAACUUCCUCGUGGGCAUGACCUUCCCCACGUUACGGGACGCACUAGGACCUUACUGCUUCCUACUGUUCGCGGCCCUAACCGCUGGCUUGUUUGUCUUCGAAGCGUUUUGUCUUCCGGAGACGAGCGGCAAGACUCCUGCGCAAGUCGCGGAACUUUGCUCACUAGGCCGCCGUCGCCAUCCACGCCUUCCAUAACUUAUUCAAACACUGCCUAAGUACUUAACAUAGUUUUUUAAGUAUAGUUUAUGUUAAAGACAAAGGAAUGUCAUACGGCCGCUAUCUCUAGUUAUUUUAUUUUAUAUAAAAAGGCAAUUAAGUCAUUUACAUGAUUUUUAUAAACGGUGUGAGGUUAUUCUUAUAGAAAAUAAUUAAUCUCUCCAUUCAAGUUUCUGAAUUUGAUAUUAGCACUAAUAUGCAUUAAAUUUACAUUAAACAAAUGAUUUUGAAUUAUAUAAUAGAUAAAAAUUGAGGAUUAUAUACAUGUAAACAGUUCUAUCCUGUUAUGGCAGCGGCUUUGGCUAAAGAUCAGCUUUGCAAUCUUACACAGAGAGAACUAAUGUAAUAAAUGUGAUAAGAAAGUGCUUUUUCAUACAUUAUGAUGAUUAAUAAGAAUAUGUAGCUUUUAUAUAUGAGAUACUAGUAGAAUCUCCAUAGGUUUGCCUUUUAAGUAGAAAAAUUUUGUUAUUUUUUUUAUUUUGAAGAUGUUAUGUCUGUUAUAGUAAACUCGAAUAUUUUGAAUAAAUCCCACUAGUCGUCCAGGAGUAUCGCUUCGACGUUUAAGGAAUUUAUUUAACUUAUUUUUUUAAUCAUAUUAUGUACACGCGGCUGCACGUUAGACUAUGAUAAUAUACAAAAUUUCCUCAAUUGAUUUUGAACUCUGCCUACAACGCAUUAGGUUUAAAAUAAAGUGGAAUAUUAUGACAGAAUUGUAGUCUGACGUGUCGACUUAGUACAAUAAAUGCGAGUACUUAAUUUUUAUUUACAUUUAAGCUAAGUUAUCUUAGUGAAUAAACUGCCAAAACUGAAAGCUGGAAUUUAUCUCUACGGUUCGUUCAAAUCGAGUUUUAUUGUUGUGAUUUGAAUUUUAUGAUAAAUAAAUAAGGUUUAAUUUAGAAUAAUUCUCUAGGCAGCUAUUGGGUAAUGGUGCUUAAUAUAUUACGUAUGAGGUUUAUAAUGUAAGCUACAUCUAUAUGACAAAAUCUAAUAAUAAAUCAUCUUCUAGUUUUUGGUGAUGAUUUAACUUUAAUUUAAAUAUUUAAGAACGAAGUUGUAUUAGGUAAGAAUAUUUCGGGCCAGGUACUAGAAGAACCCUGAUUUGAGACAUAAGGUGCGUUUCCCUUUAUUUAUGACUUUGGAUAGUUUUAUUUAAUUAUUAUUGUUAAGUAGCACAAAGAAUAAAUAUAUGAUUCCCUUUCUUUAUAUAUUGUUUGUAUCGCGUAGGUUUCAACUAAAUUUCUUGCUUGGUUUUAAAGAAAAGCAAAAAAGAAAGCUCAAAUUAUACAAAUAGGUAUAUAUUUAUAUAUAAUAUUUUAAUCAAAAGGUAUGAUUUCGUGAAACGAAUGAUAAAUAUUAAAAAGAAAAGGUUGCAUUCGGCUUAAAGUAAUUUUAAGGCUUUGCAUCAAUAUUUAGAACAUAGUAUAUUGUUGUAAGUUGUAAUCGUCCAAGUUUGUUGUUAAAUUUCGCACUUACGGUUUUUUUUAUAAUGCAUUAAAAUGUUUUCUAGAUAAAUGCAUAAACAUUUUGAGUAC